This is a messenger RNA of Aspergillus ochraceoroseus IBT 24754, 2571 nucleotides long. RefSeq names its product annexin ANXC4 (gene anxc4). NCBI's taxonomy places the organism in Eukaryota, Fungi, Ascomycota, Eurotiomycetes, Eurotiales, Aspergillaceae. Bases 1 to 2571 code for a protein of 856 amino acids. The record is from RefSeq and is a predicted model, not a curated record. The transcript is spliced from 2 exons. Gene Ontology annotation, cellular component: cytoplasm. Gene Ontology annotation, molecular function: calcium ion binding; calcium-dependent phospholipid binding.
AUGUCUCUUCAGGUCAGCGACCCACGGUCGCGCGGCCGUUCCAAGUCUCCAGGCGGCCGUAUCCGUGAGCGGUCCAGAUCUCGCGACGACCGGGGAGUUUCGCCUGCCCCUGCGGACCCAAGAAGAAGCAGCAAGUACUUGGUGGCCGGCGACCCAUCGGAUGAAAAAAGCCGCGCAAGCUCGAGAACUCGAGGAGCUAGCCCUCUCCGCGGCUAUCGGACAAGUUCCCGCUAUGAGUCGGACUCGGAUCGCGAUCGAAGAGACUCCUAUGCGCGUUCUCGUCCCAGCCGCAGUGGUGAUGACCACUACUACCGCUCGGGCUCGGAAGAGGAUAGGGAACGGGAAAGGGCCGCGAAGCGAGAGAGCUCGAAGUAUACCGCUCCCGCUGCCACUACCACCACUCCCAGUUCCCGUCAGCCCCAGCAGAAGUCUGUGCGCUACGAUGCCUACUCGGAUGAUUCGUAUACAGAGUCGGACUCGGAUGACGACCAUCUCGUUUACGGGGAUGCGCCCGGAGAUUUAGAGCGCGGAUAUUAUGGGUAUAAGGGGAGUAGCUCGCAUACUACGGCGCCUCCUUCGCAGCCAGCCAUGAUGACGGGGGCGCUGAAACCGGAUACGAACCCCAGACGCAGUGCGGAGGGAGUCAGUGGGCACACCGGCUAUGGGAGGCCUGAUCAGUACCAGUAUCCAGCUAUUCCUAGACAGUCCAAUCCUGCUCUGUCCGGACCGGCUCCGUCUCAGCCAACCUGGGCGCCGGUUCCUGACUGCGAGAAGCCAGGGUUUGUCCCGGUGUCGCAGUCCAUGCCGGGGGCAUUCCCGGGCGCGACGCCCAGCCAGCCAGCUGCGUCGUUGCCGCAGUAUGUGAACCCCUCGUGGACUACCGCUCCGACUACGAAUUCAGUGCCUGCUCCAAGUCACCAGCGGAACCCCUCCGGGGACCCCAAGGCCCACCAGUCUUAUGCGCAGCCUCCUCCAUUUCAAUAUGCACAGGUUGACCCGAAGGUUAAAUACACUUCGAAGUCCUCGACGGCCGCAGCAGCCCCGUAUGGCUCGAAAUCCGGUGCGCAACCAAGUGACGGCCAGUAUGGUGGCAUUAGAUAUUCUGCAGCCCCUCAGUUCCCUACUGCAUCCACUCCCCAGAAGGACAGCACGCAAAAUUAUGUCGAACUUACGCCCGGAUCCCGCACUGCUGGUCGCCCCCACAGUCUCUCCGUCUCGUCGGCCCACAACCUCUCAGUCGCCGGUCCUGACCCUGAUCACCGCCCUGCGAGCCCAAUGCUUGAACCUUACAAGGGAACAUACCAGAGCAUGUCCCCGAUGCCGUCCCCGAUUCUCAUCGCACCUAGAUACGAUGAUGAUAUUUCGGAUCUCGAGCCGCUGGACAAUAGCACCGACAGCGAGCGACGGAGACGCAAGUCACGAAAGUCCAGAGAUGAGAAGGAACGCAAGGAGCCCAAGAGUGAUCAUUCAAAGCGGGGUAGCAGCCGCGUACGGCAUGAGCGACAUGAUUCCAGGGGCGGUGCGGAGUCUUUGGUUGUCAUUUCACCCCGGGAUAGUCGACGAAAAGUGACCUUCUACGAUGCCACGCCAGACGCCCUAGCACUGAAGGAAGCCCUUGGCCAUACUCGCAGCAUUGAUAACAAAACGCUGAUCCAACUCCUACCCCACUUGACAAGCGAUGAGAUUUUAGCCCUGCGGAAGGAGUACAAGAAUCAUGUGAAGAUCCAUGGCAAGGGCAUUAACCUAGCUAAGCAGAUCCGCGUUAAACUGGGCAACAGCUCCUUCGGAAAGGUCUGCUACGCUACCGCCCUUGGUCGCUGGGAAUCCGAGGCGUUCUGGGCUAACUGCUACUACCAAUCCGGCACCUCAAGACGCGAGCUCCUCAUCGAAUCGCUGUUCGGUCGUAGCAAUGGCGAGAUACGCGAGAUCAAGGAUUCGUUCAAAGACUCUCGGUACCUCGACAGCCUCGAUAAGUGCAUGAAGGCCGAACUCAAGGCAGACAAAUUCCGAACGGCGGUGCUCCUUGCCCUAGAGGAGACUCGACAGAGCGAACGCGAGCCGAUCGACCCGGAACUCGUCCAUCGGGACGUGCAGGCCCUGCAUGCAGCGCUUGUUUCUCGCAACGGCGGGGAAACCGCAAUGAUCUACAUUAUCGUUCGCCGCAGUGACGCGCAUCUGCGUGAAGUUCUCCGCGCUUACGAGAAGCAUUACGAACGAAACUUUGCGCGUGACAUGAUUCAGAAAUCCCAGAACCUUGUGGGUGAAACUCUCGCCCACAUCCUCAACGGCGCCAUCAAUCGCCCCAUGCGCGACGCCCUUCUUCUCCACCAAGCUCUCCGCGAAUCUCGCUCCGGUCGCGAACGAUCCGAGCUCCUGAUCUCCCGCCUGGUCCGGUUACAUUGGGAACCGAGACAUUUCGAAACCGUCAAGACCGAGUACCGCCGACGGUAUGGAGAGCGGCUGGAGGAGGCGAUUGCGGAGGAAAUCCUGCCUUUGGCUGGGGGCACUGAAUGGGGGGAGUUUUGCAUUCAGUUGGCGCAGAGUUCGAAGACGCUUGCUGGGAAGGUAUAA